ACUCACGCAACAAAUGCUUUUUUAAAACUAAAUACCUCGCAAACCACAAAUCUAAAAACCCUUCGGCCCCCCUUUCCCCUCCCCUACUUCCCCAUAUCUCAUUCAAACUCAAAACUCAACAAACUACGGCCACGAUAUGCCCACAUAUGCUUAACGGAUUUGCUUCCCACAAAUAGCACCCCAACCGUUCUUCUCGAUAUUGUCACGUGUACUGAUGCAUCCCUGUAGCCACGCAAAACCCAUGCAUUAGCCUUCUCUUCACCGCCAGAAUUCAGGAGGUUGGGAUGGCACUGAUCCUAGAGGAGUUCGCAUUUGGUCCACCUGUCAGCUGUGAGAAGAUGCUUCUGCAAACCGUGCAAGCUUACUUUUCUUUUUCCAGAGUCCAGACGAGAAGACAGAGUCAAGAACCACCUUUUCUUCCUCCACUUCUUUUUUUGUCUUGCAUUUUUUGCAGAAACUGGUGGUUCGUUCAUAACUCCACUCCUCCACGAGUUUCUUUCUUCUUAUCGAUUAUUAUCGAUUGAAUUGAUUGCGGGAAAAUUUAAGAACGGGACGUAAUUUGGACAUAGCGGCGGGCGAACAAGAAUUGAAGCUCUGAACCCCUCAUAACCUGGUGAUACGAGACGAGUAUCGGUUACCUUGCUUAUCCGUAGGGUUUGAGGUUACAUUAUUCACUUACUUUAAUUUCACUCUCAAUUGCUUCUGAUUCUUUUUCGCAACUCUCAAUUAUAUCAUCAGUUCUUCAAUUCCUCUUCUUCUCUUCACAUCAAAGUAACAACUCCAAAAUCCCGCAAAAAUGGGUUGGUUUGAUGGCGCCUCUGAAUCAGGUCGCUCCCACUCCUCAAAACGUCACUCUUCACAUUCGCAUUCCAGCAAAAAACGCCCUUCUUCCUCUCAUUCUACCCAUCACAACAAUUCCUCUGGAAUUCUUGGAAGCGUUCUAGGAGGCACAUCUCCCAAAUCCCCCAAAUCUCCUAAAUCUCCCAAAUCAAGCCAUAGCCAUCGAGAGCGUUCCAGAAGUCGUACGCGAGGCACCGACAGCAUUUUUGGCAGCGGAGAUGCGAAACAUAAUUCUAGUCGGAGUAGUUUCUUUGGCAUCUCGCGCUCCACAUCCCACUACAAGCGUUCUCCUCGUCCCAACUAUUUAAAACGCAUUUAUGCCAAAUUGCGCGAACUCCUGCGCGAUCUCAUCUAUUACAUGAAGCGCCACCCGCUAAAAGUAUUCAUGCUCGUGAUCAUGCCUCUCAUAACAGGUGGAGCGCUAGCCGGACUAUUGAAGAAAUUCGGGGUUAGGCUACCUGGAGGACUAGACAAGUUAAUUGGCGGUGGAAAGGGAAGAGGAAGUGGGGGAAACGGAUUCUUCGGAGGAAAUGGCGGUAAUGGAACUUACGAGUAUGAGAGGAGUAGCGUGAAGAGCACUGGAGGCGCAAUGGGGAAAUUGGGCAUGCUGGCGGGUGGCAUGGAAGGAGUAGGAGGAGCGAUGAAGUUGGCGAAAUUGUUUAUCUGAUGUGGAGUCUGGAAUGAUUGCAAAUUGGAUGAGAGAUGAGUUGACAUGAUGUGAUGAGGAUAUUUUGAUCGGGCUGGAUAUGGCGUUGGAUAUUUGGGUCGACUCUUUUCCUUUUGAUCUUUUCUCUUCUCGCUUUCUUUCUUUUCCAAAAGCCUGCAUUUUUUGCGGAUAUAGAUACCACGAUUAGAGUGAUAGUGUGUGACUGGUUUUGAAUACAAAAGAUUUGGAAUAUAGAUGGAAUUUCAUGAUGUG
Molecule: messenger RNA, 1759 nt
Organism: Botrytis deweyae
Lineage: Eukaryota; Fungi; Ascomycota; Leotiomycetes; Helotiales; Sclerotiniaceae
Exons: 2
Coding region: 797-1507 (236 amino acids)
Source: RefSeq, a predicted model, not a curated record